AUGGGGAGGACUGAGGGAGUCGGGCCGCGUCCGUCUUCUUCUGGAGACGCGGCGCCUCCAGUCUUCUCCGGCAGCCGCGUCCACCGUCUUCUCCGGCAGCCGCCGACGCCGUGUCCACCCUCUUCUCCAGCCGCCGCCACCACCGGUACGUCCACCUCAGUUGGUGAGAAAAUGGUUGAAAUUGAAACUCUCGCGAACCAACUGGAAGUUGAUAUUCUCAAGCAGCAACGGGUAGAAGUUUUUGCUGAGAAGAAACUCCUUGAGGGCAGGGUUCACGGUGUGAUGAUGAAUCUGUCCAAGCUUCAGGUUGAAGGCAUUAAAGAAUAUAAUAGAUUAUCUGAGCAAUUAGAUCAGUUGAAGGCCGAAGGUGAAAAAGAUAAACUUAGCUUAUUGAAGAAAAUUGAAGUAUUGAAUGGUCGGUUGGAAAAGGGAAGAGCCAAGCGGACUGCAGCGGCAGCAUUAUUCUCUCAAUCCAUGGAUACUGGUAUGAAGAAAAUGCAACAGUGGUCUGAAUCCAAAAUUUCAGGGCUGCAAAUUAUGCUUGAAGAGUCCGAUGGUGCCUUGAGCAAUGUGAAAACUCGACUUAAAGAGACGGAAGAUCUAUAUGUGACGAGGAAAGUAGAUUGCGAAGAAAGACUUCCUAGCAAGGUUACCUACCUCGAGGGAAAAUUGGCUGAGAUAUCUCAGCGCUUAAAGGAUUCCGAAGAUGAGAAGAAGGCCCUUCAAGGGCGAGUUUGUUUUGCUCCAGUACAACCGCCAGAUUAUGUUGUGGUGUUGGAGACGGACAGGAAGAGCUCAGUGAUUUUGGAGGCUGCUAGGCUUCAAGUUCCCGUUGUAGCACUCGUGGAUUCAAGUUUACAACUGGAGUAUUACGAGAAGACUGCUUAUCCUUUGCCUGCUAAUGAUUCAAUGGAAUUCGUGUACUUGUUCUGUAACAUCAUUACCAAGACUUUCUUAGCUUGAGUGUAAGAAGAUGAGAGAAGCCAAGGGAGAUACAGUUGAAGAUGAGCCAGCAACUUCAACAAAUGAACUUGGGAAGGAAGUCCACCGGUGUGUCAGUAUGAACAGAAUAAGAUUUUUAACUGAUGAAGUCCUUGUUCUUCAUUAUGAGAGAUUAGCACCUAUUUUUGAAGAUUCUGUGGGAGCUAGGCAGAUCUUGGAUAAGCUUGUGGUGGUGAAGCUCAAUGGUACUUUGGAACGGCUGUAGGAUUUAACGGCCCUAAGUCCCUAGUUGAAGUAUGCGACGGUUUGACUUCUCUUGACUUAGUUGUGAAUCAAAUUCAGGCUCUCAAUAACAAGUAUGGGUCUGAUGUCCCACUGGUGCUUAUAAACACUGGUGCCACUCAUGAUGAUACCUCUAAGUUUGUGGAGAAAAUUUCCAGGUCAAACAUAGAUAGUCUUCCAGUUCAACAGGGUCAGCAGUCUGGGGAAUCACCAUGAGAACGAGAAUAAACCGUACGAUUUCUGAUCCUUUAUUCUAUCUGCCAGUUGUCGAGUAUCUUCCUUCUCUGCCCCAUUAUCGCUGUUUGUCCUUCU
Molecule: messenger RNA, 1536 nt
Organism: Linum tenue
Lineage: Eukaryota; Viridiplantae; Streptophyta; Magnoliopsida; Malpighiales; Linaceae
Source: the annotation of a GenBank genome assembly